Molecule: messenger RNA, 2983 nt
Organism: Gaeumannomyces tritici R3-111a-1
Lineage: Eukaryota; Fungi; Ascomycota; Sordariomycetes; Magnaporthales; Magnaporthaceae
Exons: 3
Coding region: 53-2752 (899 amino acids)
Biological process (GO): proteolysis
Molecular function (GO): serine-type endopeptidase activity
Source: RefSeq, a predicted model, not a curated record
AUUCCUUUCCUUCAAAACAUACAGAGACACUGGCAGCGAUCAAACGCCAGCCAUGGCUAAUUCUAGCUACGAAGCUACCGCCUUUGCUGUCGACGCAGUAGCUAAGAUCCAGACACAGGUCCAGGAGCUUUCCAAGCAGAAAGGCUUGAAGGCUUGGUGUGUUUCUCUCCAAGGUGUCCUGGGCCCCGCGCACAAACGACUCCAGGCACCCUCGGCAUCGGCCGAUCGCCAGCUCCAAGCUGUGCUUCCCAAGCUGCUCCAUCUGCUGGAUGGUCUCGUUCGACGGCACUGGCCUUGGGAUAAAUGGCCCCACCCCCGCGCCCUCGAACUUGACUCGUACCAGGGCCUCCAGAGCUUGUGUGAGGGCAGCCUCGACGCCAAACAUGCCGUCGAACGGAGCAUUCGAGAUCUCUCACGCCCUAUCAACAGAAAAAGCCAGGCUACACUCUACAAAACUUUGGAGAGCGUGGCCCAGAUUGAGGAGCCAGCGGACCCCGAUCUUGGAGACGGAAAAUGCAAAGUCGGAUGGAACGACUACGACUACCAAGCGCACAUCAAACGACUCUACUCUGUCUUAUCACGACAUUGCGUCUGCGCUCAAAACGAAACUAAGAUAGGGAUCUCAGCAACUUUGAGGCUAAACAACGAUGACGGCACGGCGGAGAGCGACGAUGGUGCGGCCAUGUUUGGUCUGCUGUUUCUGGGCCAUCCGCACCAGGACCAGGCACCGGACGCUUGCCUGUGGAAAGACACCAUCAUUCAGGUGCCUCUCGAAACAAGAGCCAGAGCGGCUAACGGUUGCAGAAGCUGGAAGGAUCAACUUUCGUCGUAUUCCGAAUUCUGUGGCCUCAUUUCACACCGAGCUCUUGGCCGGCUUCAGCUCGAGGUGGAGGACGGAUCUCUGGUCCCACGUGGCUCCAGGGAGCCGAAGCGGGUGUACUCGUCACGGUCACCAAGUCUGCCAUUGGCGAAAGUGCUGUCCAUUUCUCCCCCGCUGACAGCAAAGCCGAGGCUGCGUCUUUGCUACGAGUUGGCUAAAGCUGUAUGGAAGUUCUAUGACUCCGACUGGAUGGAGCCGGCCUGGACUAAGGAGGUCGUCCAUUUCAUGUUGCAGCGGCCCUUUACCGCAGGUGCCGAUGGCAUCUACGUGGAUGAUCCUAUGCUCCUGGUCCGUUUCGCCAAGGCAACCCCCGGCAAUGCCUACCGCCGUGAGGCUUUAUCUCACGAAUUCCCGAAGCUACUUGCUCUUGGUAUCAUGAUGAUGGAGGUGGAACUCGGGGUCCACAUUGAGGAUUACUUCGAGCCCGAAUGGCUCGAUCCCUCUUCUGGUGUUCCGCUACCAAACGCGGAUCACCUUGCGGCUUUGAAACUAUUCCAAGAUGAGGAGCGCUGGUCAAAUCAAGAUACCUUUGACGCGCUCAAGUCCGCGAUCGAGAUGUGCCUGAAGCCGGCGCAGUGGCGGAUUUUGGAAGAUCGCAGGGUGGCCCACAGAGAUGCUGUGUACCAAAAGGUCGUGGCUCCGCUCCAGCUUCUGUGGGAAGGCACUUACGCCAAGUCGCCUCGCAUGAGGGCCAUACGGAAGGAGGAACUAAGGUUCACAGAGGCCUCCUCCCAGCAUUUGACACAACCCGAAAAGAACGAGCAACCAAGCCCCGAGGACCCUCCACUCCCCGCCGUCCUACCUUCCCUUCAGCAGCUGUGCACAAUCCCGAAGAACGGAUGCAGGCGCGAAAACGCCAGGUCUGAUCUAGCAGCGAUACCAAACGGAGGUAAAUUCUCGUCGAGCGAGUGGUUCGAACACCUCAGGGCUUUCAAUGAGGCCCUGAGGAUAAAAGACGAAAAGAGAGACAAAUCGACUCCUCCGUCCAGGGUUGCUAUCAUCGAUACUGGAGUCUGUCCCACCUUGCAGGGCACUGACUUCGUCAAGGGGUACCGUGAUUUUGUCGAUGGCAAGCACGGCUCGUGCCAGGAUAGUAAACGAGGAAGCGACAACCACGGCACAAAUGCUUGCCGCCUUCUCAAGUUCGCCUACGCCGCGGCCGAAGUUUACGUCGCCCGCGUCUGGGAUAAAGGCGGCGAAUACACCGACGACACCCCGGGUCGCAUGGCCCAGGCCAUCGAUUACGCAUAUGCAGCCUGGGGUGUCGAUGUCAUCGUAAUCCCCUCGGGCUUCUAUCAAGAGCACGACUGCAUACGAGACGCCAUCUGUCGCACCGGCGAUAAGGGUGUCCUGGUGUUCGCCGCAGCUUCCAACCACGGGGGCCUCAAGCCCGUGACGUUUCCCGCAAACCUGCACUCCGCGGGCAACCUGUUUUGCAUAUUCGCCACCACGCCGGGGGGCAGGACGCUGGUCGAUUUCAACCCCAUUGCGCCCGACCCCGGCAAGCCCGGGAACAGCUUCGCGACCCUCGGCGAGGACAUAUGCCUGCCCCACGUGCCGGGACUGCUGUCCGGGACGAGCUACUCGGCAGUGGUCGCGGGGGCGAUUGCCGCGCAGCUGCUGGACUUUUCAAGGCAGGAGGACGUGCGGGAUAAGAUCAGGAAGAGGCAGUGGCUGACGCGGGUGGAAGGGAUGGGCGCCGUGCUUGCCGCCCUGUCUAGUCGGAGCCUGGAUGGUGGGCACCGCUGCCUCGCGCCGUGGCAGGCGCUGCCGUAUGUGGACGACGAGGUGCCCUGGGCCGACAGAAUAAGUUUGCGGAGGGAGCAGCUCCGCGAAACUCUGUCGGUUGCGUUGACGAGCACCUACUCCUAGACGGACGCUCUGCUUACUGCCUGCUAUUGUUCAUACCCAUCUAUAACUAGAUAUUUGUCCUUGUAGAAAACAUGGGAGAAAAAAGACAGGGAAAGGACGAUAGGAUCACUAUGUAAGGGGACUCGCCGGCGCUCGAACUAGAUAACUACCCAUCUACCAUGCAAGGAAAGGAUAAUUUGCUGCCGUCGUGUCGAGAAGCAAGUACAAUAAUACCUACAGAAAGAUGCCUGU